AUGGACUGUGAGGCUUUCCGAGCUGUUCUACCGGCUGAAUUUCAGCGGCGUUUUCUUAUCAAACGUGUCCGAGCUGACGGCCGUUCUUUUCUUACAUACAGACAGCCACGCAUUUGUUCGAAUACACUCGCCAACUGCUGUGGAUCGGCCUCUGUCCGGGCGGGCAACAACUACUAUCUUGCGGGAGUUCGGUGCGAAGUGGGGAGGGCAGCUGCGAGGGAGUGCAGCGGCGGUAUUAGGCACUCAUUGAAAUCAUUCAUAUCGGGGGAACUUGGGAAUGAUUCUCUGGAAUCGGGUGAGCGUUGCAAUGUUGCGCCGACUGGCAGAAUCGUCGCGACUGUAGAGUUCCCGAAGAUCUGCGGAGCAGAAUUUACCGAUGCAGGUGGGCCGGCUGUCAACGCACCGCUGCUUAUUUCAGGUGCUAUAACGGAUGUGCUGAACUCGUCCUUUGUCUUCGACAGCUCUCAGUUACGUCUGAGAGGUGCUGACACUAGGGAACGAGGCUCCAGAGAUGAUGAUGGUAUUACAGACGAAGAAAAUGGCGCUCAUUCCUCGUCAGAGAACGAACACACAGAAGCGCAGUUGGGGCGGGAAUUUGCAUGGCAUUUAAACGUGCAUAUUGUCUGUCUUGAGUACGACGGCAAUCCGUUGGAUUUCGCUUUGCUCGCUGCAGUGGCGGCACUCGAGAAUACCGUGUUACCAGGUGUAUGUUGGGACAGAACAGCGAAGUGGUGGAAGCAACUGCCGCCUGAAGGAAACACGUCAUCCGCCACUAUUACAGAAACAUCAGGCAGUCUCGUUACGUUCGGCGCGCGAAAGCUCUUUUUGUCUAGCAGGCCAAUAAGCGUCACAUUCUCCAACGUGAUGUCACAGUGGUGGGUGGUGGACCCAAGUCGAGAGGAAGAAAACCUCGGCACUUGGUUAUCGAUGGUUUUCAUGAAGAACAAGUGGCACGUGCUUCGUCUCGGCGGGACACCUGUGGGAGCGAGUGUUAUUAAGAUGCUCCAGGUGAAAGCGGGAGCCAUAGCAUCAGGUGCAGACGCUGCACUUUCAGAAGCUGUUCAAAACAACUUUCACUGA
Molecule: messenger RNA, 1080 nt
Organism: Besnoitia besnoiti
Lineage: Eukaryota; Apicomplexa; Conoidasida; Eucoccidiorida; Sarcocystidae
Exons: 1
Coding region: 1-1080 (359 amino acids)
Biological process (GO): exonucleolytic trimming to generate mature 3'-end of 5.8S rRNA from tricistronic rRNA transcript (SSU-rRNA, 5.8S rRNA, LSU-rRNA); U1 snRNA 3'-end processing; U5 snRNA 3'-end processing
Cellular component (GO): cytoplasmic exosome (RNase complex); nuclear exosome (RNase complex)
Source: RefSeq, a predicted model, not a curated record